This is a messenger RNA of Loa loa (African eye worm), 1323 nucleotides long. RefSeq lists its product as hypothetical. Gene Ontology annotation, cellular component: cytoplasm; nucleus. Gene Ontology annotation, molecular function: RNA binding. The coding region runs from base 1 to 1323 and encodes 440 amino acids. The transcript is spliced from 8 exons. NCBI's taxonomy places the organism in Eukaryota, Metazoa, Nematoda, Chromadorea, Rhabditida, Onchocercidae. The record is from RefSeq and is a predicted model, not a curated record.
AUGGUUGAAUACGGUGUAAACGUCACGAAUAAAUUUGGGUUCCUAUCAGAUGACGAGGUGGAUGAUCCGGAAGUGAUAUUCAGGAAGGCUGAAGCUUUGAGUAAAAAAGAAGAAAAAAGCGCGAGUCAGAAAAAAGCCGACAAAAAUGCUGCAGCAAGGAAAAAGAAGGAAAUCACUUCAGCAGCGAUGGUAACAGCUGUGGCAAGGGAAAUCGAACCGAAAAAACAACCGCAGCUACCAGUUGGUGGUGGGAUGAAGAAGAAUGAUUUCAGCAAAGAGAAUAAGGAAAAUCGUCCAGAUGGAGAGCGUGGCCGUGGAAGGGGAAGAGGUCGUGGUGGCAUUGGUCGCGGGCGAGGCUUUACACAGCAGCUGGACAAUACACGCCCGACAUUUGAUCAGAAUGGUGAGCGUGAUGUGAUGGCUGAAAGGUUUGGUGAAGGGAGGGGACGAGGACGUGGUCGUGGAAGCAGAGGACGACCAUUUUUCCGAGGUGGACGAGGUGCUGCGCGGAACUUUGAUGGAGAUCAGGACCACAAUAUGAUGGAUUUACAAUCAGAGCUGAAUGGCAACGGAAAUGUCGAUCAGUUUGGUGGUGAACGUCAAAAUUUCGCCGAUUUUGGAACUUAUCGUGGCUCAUAUCGCGGUGGACGAGGCGGAUUCCGUGGAGGUGAUCGCGAUGGUGAGCGUGAACGGCCUAUAUUCCGCGGUGGACGUGGUGGGCGCGGUGGGCGUCAGUUUGAGCGGAUGAGUGGAUCGGAUCGAACUGGUGUUAGACCGAUGGAUAGAAAGGAUGGUUACGGAAAGGGUAAUUGGGGAACUGAUCAAGAUGAAAUGAAUGGGCAAAACGAGCAAAUGAAUGAUGGUACGGAAGUUGUCAUGAAGGAAGAGGAUGCUGUACCGCGUGAGAAAACUCAGGAAGAGCUACGUUUGGAAGCUGAAGCUGAAGCACGUGCUAAACAAAUCACUCUGGACGAGUUCAAGGCACAGAUUGCCUCCAAACGUUCGGAGCCACACUUCAAUAUACGUCAAGCUGGUGAGGGUACCAAUGAUAAGGAUUUCGGAAAACUUGUCCCUUUGAAUAAACCGAUCAUGGAAGAGAAUUCUGAGGAGGAAAUCGUCGUCGUGCGUCGUGAACCACGCACCAAGCGAUUGGAUAUCGAGAUCAAUUUUACGGAUGAGCAGCGUGGUGGACGAGGUGGUCGUACAAGAGAUGGUUUUAGAGGUGGACGCGGUUCUCGUGCUGGGCGAGAGAAUCGUAAUCCAAAACAAGUCCAGACAUUCGAAGUAUCUGCUGACGCAUUCCCGGCACUCGGAAGUCAGUAA